AUGUCUGUGUUCGUGUACAGAUGUGUCAAACACACUGAGCGCAUCGACAUGUUUUUAAAAUGGACUACAAACGGUCUUUUAUUUUUGACUUUAAUUUAUCUUCCACAUACAGGCGGAAGGAAUGUUUCCACAGUAAUCAAAGGAGAAACUGUGCAUCUGCCCUGCCAGUCACCUAAAGACAGUGAUCAAUUUGAUGUAGAGUGGACAAAAUAUAGUACAAAUAGUACCACUAUUUGUAAAUGGAUGAUUAAUAAAGAUACUGUAUCUCCCAUCAGUGAAUGCGCUCCUCGUUUUACAUUAACCAGAGAGCCUUUAAAAAUAAAAAUAGAAGACGUUCAGCCCAGUGACUCUGGUUAUCACAGCUGUAAAACGACAAGAAUAAUUCCACCACCAUCAUUGGACUACUUCACAAAUAUGACAUUCCAAGUUGUAGUAGUUGUUCCACAUCUGCAGAAAUUGAACAGCAGUAAUGACACCUGUCUCCAUCUGCUCUGCUCUGUGGAGGGUCUGACAACUGAUGUGAACUUCACCUGGAGCCGGGGUGAAAGGUCACUUCAUCCAUUCACAUCUUAUGCCAUGAACAGCGAGCUGCGUCUGUGUAAACCUGACUGGAGUGAAGGAGACACAAUCACCUGUUAUGCCAGAUACUCAAGUACACAAACCCAUAGAAGUAUAAAACUCACCUCAGAGACACCUUCUGACAAAGCUGUUGACGGUGUGCCGUUCCAGCUGCUGAUCAUCUCAUGCAGUGCUGCUGCAGGCCUCAUCCUCUGCAGCAUCCUCACGGUUGUUAUUUGCAAAUGCAGAAAGCAAGACGAACAUGGAUCUAUAGUGUUCAGCAGUAAAGUCUAUGAGAACUUCAGUUUCGCCAUGGCCCGUCAGAACAUGCAGUCCAAUGACAAACCACAGCCAGAAGAGUGUAUUUAUGAGAACUAACUGCUGCUACUGCUGCUUACAUAACCUUUGCUUUAAAGCCAG
Messenger RNA from Sinocyclocheilus anshuiensis, 978 nucleotides. RefSeq lists its product as uncharacterized. Bases 1 to 936 code for a protein of 311 amino acids. Lineage: Eukaryota; Metazoa; Chordata; Actinopteri; Cypriniformes; Cyprinidae. Gene Ontology annotation, cellular component: membrane. The record is from RefSeq and is a predicted model, not a curated record. The transcript has 5 exons.